Molecule: messenger RNA, 2573 nt
Organism: Hydractinia symbiolongicarpus
Lineage: Eukaryota; Metazoa; Cnidaria; Hydrozoa; Anthoathecata; Hydractiniidae
Product: ubiquitin carboxyl-terminal hydrolase 5-like
Exons: 18
Coding region: 49-2460 (803 amino acids)
Biological process (GO): protein deubiquitination
Molecular function (GO): cysteine-type deubiquitinase activity; zinc ion binding; protein binding
Source: RefSeq, a predicted model, not a curated record
GUGUAUAUCUAUCUACAUGGACUGCUGCGCUUUCACUUUCAAUUCAAAAUGGCGGAGGAUGAAGUGCUGACAAAGUUAGCUUGUUACCAAUUUGCUGUACCAAAAGGGAGCGAUAAAGUUUACAAAGACGAAUGUGUUUAUUGUUUCGAUAAUCCAACUUCAGAAGGAGGUAUCUAUGUUUGCCUUUCAUCACUUCUGGGUGUAUCUUCAAGGUAUGUAAAACUUCAUGUGGAGAAGACAAAGAAAUGUGUGUUUUUGAACUUCCAAAAAGUUCCAAAAAAGAUAAUUAAAACUGAUGAUUCACCCCCAGAAAAGAAGAUCACAAAAUUAGCGAUAGGUGUUGAAGGGGGUUUUGAUGUCAACCAAGAUAAGAUUGAGUAUGAUGAUAUUAACAGUUUGGUUGUCACUGAUGAUCAUGGAAAUGAAAUUAAAAGAUAUUCACUGCCCAAUCCAAACUUGCCAUUGAAUGCACAGUUAUCCAUAGCUGCUGUUUUGUCUCAUCAAGGUGCAAACCUUCAAAGUGACAUCCAGGCAUGGGAAGAGAAACGGGUUGUAUCUAAACAUGCUGAAAACCUACAGCAACUAAAUAAUGGUGUUAAGAUUGCUCCCAAUGGGUGGAAAUGUUCACUCUGUGAUUUAACCCAAAACUUGUGGUUAAAUUUAUCAGAUGGAACAAUUUUGUGUGGAAGGCGCUAUUACGAUGGUACUGGUGGCAAUAACCACGCAGUGGAGUACUACCAACAGACAAACUAUUCAUUAGCUGUUAAACUGGGCACGAUAACUGCUGAUGGUGGUGACGUUUACUCAUAUGAUGAAGAUGACAUGGUUGAAGAUCCAAAAUUGAAAGAGCAUUUACAACAUUUUGGUAUCAACAUUGCACAGUUAGAAAAGACAGACAAAACUAUGACAGAGCUGGAGAUUGAAGCAAAUUUAUCUAUAAAAGCUGAGUGGGAUUUAAUUCAAGAAGCUGGGAAAAACCUUGUUUCACUUUUUGGACCUGGAUAUACUGGAAUGAUCAAUCUUGGCAACACUUGUUACAUGAAUUCAUUGAUGCAAGUGUUAUUCUCAAUGCAAGAAUUUCAAAAACAAUAUGGUGGCAAAGCAGUCGAAAUUUUUCAAUCUUCUACUCGUGAUCCACCGUUAGAUUUUAAAACUCAAAUGGCAAAAUUAGCAUUAGGACUUACUUCUGGUAAUUAUUCUAAACAACCUGCUGAUGACAAUCCAGAGUCGUUGGAAGUGAGACCACAGAUGUUGAAAGACUUGAUUGGACGUGGUCACGUCGAGUUUUCAACCAAUCACCAACAAGAUGUUCAGGAAUAUUUUCUACACGUUAUGGAUUUCAUCGAGAAGAAUGAAAAAAAUUUGGAAACGAAAUUAAAAGAUAGUUUCUGCUUCCAGCUUGAGGAUCGCAUCCAGUGUUGCAGCAGUAACAAAGUGAGUUACAAAAAGAAAGAAGACCUUCUUCUACAGUUACCAAUACCAUUAGACGCUGCAACCAAUAGAGAUGAAUACGAAGAGUUUCUUCGAAAACGAAAAGAAGCAGAAGAGAAGAAUGAAAGCAUCAGUUCACAAUCUGUCGUUCGCUUGAACAUACCUUUAUCUGCUUGUAUUGAAGCAUUUUCCUGCACUGAAACUAUCGACGACUAUUACAGCACUGCUGUCAAACAAAAGACCAACGCCCUCAAACAAACAAGAUUUGGCACAUUCCCAGACUAUCUUGUCAUUCAACUGCGCAAAUUUACCAUCAAUAAAGACUGGACGCCUGCAAAAUUAGACGUAUCUGUGGAUAUGACGGACGAAUUAGACUUAUCCCACUUACGCAGUUCUGGUCUACAGGCUAAUGAAGAAUUACUACCCGAAGACGAUGAGGAAUCAGAGAGUAGUGAACCUCAAUUUAAUGAAGAAUUAGUUAACCAACUGAUGGACAUGGGUUUUCCUCUGGAAGCAUGCAAAAAAGCUGUCCACUUCACAAACAAUCAAGGUGUUGAGGCUGCUAUGAACUGGGUAUUCGAACAUUCUCAGGACGACGAUUUUGCACUGCCUCUUCAAGUUGCUUCGAAAACUAAGAAAGAAGACGAUGUGGAUCCGUCUGGUGUCGCAAUGAUCGUAUCGAUGGGGUUCAGUGAAGCUCGUGCAAAGACUGCGCUAAGAAAAACGCAAAACAAUGUUGAAGCGGCAGCUGAGUGGAUAUUUACACACAUGGAUGAGCCAGAGGAAAUGGACACAACGCCUGCUAAGGAAACUACCGCCCCAUGCAAGGAUGGGCCUGGAAAAUACCGUCUCUUCGCAUUUAUCAGCCACAUGGGAACGUCAACAUCGUGCGGUCAUUAUGUUUGUCACAUCAUGAAAGAGGGAAGGUGGGUGAUCUUCAACGAUCGGAAAGUAGCUUUGUCGGAAGUUCCGCCGAAAGAUUUAGGUUAUUUAUAUUUUUAUAAACGAAUCAGCGAACAAGAUGGCUGAAUAUUUAUUUUUGCUUCUUUAAAGAUAUUUAAAUGUUAGAAUUCAGAAUUUUGUACAUGCUUAGAAUGAUAUCUGUUGACCCUUUAAAAAAUAAGAUAAAAAGAAAAUAGUGA